Molecule: messenger RNA, 3195 nt
Organism: Oryzias melastigma (Indian medaka)
Lineage: Eukaryota; Metazoa; Chordata; Actinopteri; Beloniformes; Adrianichthyidae
Gene: gask1b
Product: golgi associated kinase 1B
Exons: 4
Coding region: 379-1866 (495 amino acids)
Cellular component (GO): Golgi apparatus
Source: RefSeq, a predicted model, not a curated record
CCCCCAGACCCUCUGUGUUGACUCUGACAAUUAUGAGAAGCGACAAAAAAAGUAAAAAACAAAAAAUAGAUAAAUAAAUAAAAAGGCGGAGAGCAGUCAGUGUCUGUGAAUUUUCAGUACAAUCCAUGCGUGUGAAUGUAAAAUAAGAAUAGUUAAAAUAAAAAUGUGAAGGUUUCACAUUUAAGGUCUUCAUAACUUGGUGUAUUCAUGCAGUCAUCUUUGCUUGAACUUCCCGCUUCCUCUCCGAGUGGGGAAGUUUGUUUCUAGGAAGGAGCGUGGUGUCGCAGUUGGUCCAUCUCCAGAGUCUCUCCUCUAGACCGAGGCUGAGGCUGCGCUCCUCCCCGUCUGAGCUCCGCGGGGAUCAUGGCAUAAGUUCAGAUGGGGAAGCCUCGCUCCUGGCGGUUCUUCCCUUUUCCAAAAGUGUCCAGCUGCAGUCGGAGGAGGGGCUCUCUGUCUACGCGGGGUCUGCUCGUGGGGAUUGGAUGCGCGCUUUUUUGGCUUUUCGUUGUUUCCCCGGUGGGACACUCACAGGAACCCCAGCAGCGCGUAGAACCGGACCGGGAUUGGACCAAACACACCAAAGGGGGUCACAGUUUAGACCGCGCAGACGUGCACGCGGGUUCAAUCCCGACUGGAUCCAAUGUGUUCUACAUAACACUGAAACCGAGGCGUCUACAGCCGGCUAACAUUAGAAAGACAGGACGCCCAAAACUGAGGAGGAAGGAGAAGAGAGCCAGCACAGCUGGUCCCGCGGCUGCGCUGAACAGCCGCGCGCACGGGGACGCAACUCAGCGCGAGCAUACACCCAGAGCGUCUGCUCAGGGAAGUCAUGAUGUGCGUUAUAAACCCCGGAACCUAAUCAAUAACUUUAACGAUGACAGAGAAACAUCCCACAUUAGUACAAUUCGGAUUUAUGGUCCGCGCGCACCCCCGUGGUUUAGCGCGCGGGACUUGCGGACCAUGCGCUUUCUUGCUGAUUCCAAAGUUUUGCGCGUCAAAGAAAUCCCACGCGGAGACUCUCCCCCACUUCUGAUUUUCGAGGGUGACGUCAAACCCUCCCUGAGGGACCGAACCCCCCCGAACAGAGCGUGUGAAGGGCAGUGUGGACUCCUACGCGGCUCCGUGGACAACACGGAAGUGUUCGCCUUCCACCUGGACAGGGUGCUGGAGCUCCACAGGACCCCGCCCGCCGUCAGCAGGAAGUUUGGCUUCCUCCACGAUGAGCGACCCCGCCCAGUGGUGUUGUGGGAUGCACUGAUGCACCCAGAGGCUGUGGACCAGGUCACAGUGAGGCUGACAUGGAGGGAGUAUCAGAACUCCCUGAAGGAGAAGUGUUGGGAAAAAAAUGUCAGCCUAAAGCCGGAUUCCGCCUGCACCACCAUCUAUCCCCACGAGUGGAGCAGACUGGCUCUGUUUGACUUCCUGCUGCAGAUUCACAGCCGUCUGGACCAGAGCUGCUGUGGAUUCCGGCCUCGGCAGGAGGAUGUGUGCAUAAAUCCCAGCCCCCAUGCUGCAUGCAGAAACCCAGACAACACAGAACUGGGAAACAUCGUCCACAGAAAUCAUGACCCCCACCAUCUGGUGUUCAGCAUCAACAAGGGCUUCUUUGAUCGCAACGAGGACAACUUGGACUUCAGGCUACUGGAAGGAAUCAGGGAGCUACCACAAGAAGCCAUGUCUGUGUUGGGCAGCAGAAAGCUGAGGGAGAAACUACUGCAGUCUCUGUUUCUGGAUCAGACAUUCUGGGAAAGCCAAGGUGGCCGAUAUGGCAUUGACCGACUGAUUGACGUCAUUGAGAGACGAGCUAAAGUCCUCCUCACCUACGCCAACGCCCACCGGAUCAAAGUCAUACCAAUGAAUGUGUAAGGAAGAUUUAAAAGAGGCCAAACAUUGGAAGAAGAAGUUAAAGAAAGGUUUGAAUAGUAUUAAUAGUCUUACGACUUCACUAAGUGUAGAGAGCUGUAAUUGCCCCAUAACUUCCAGUUUAUGUAUGAUGGGAUCCCCUUGCUUUCUCUAAAAAGACAUAAUUAGAUUAGCAUCUAAUGCCUCAUUGCAAGAGAGACUGACCAGGGCAUUAGAUUUACAUCUCAGAAAAAAUUUGAUAAAAACAAAGAAAAAGCAGGUGGUAGAGCUGGAUAAACACACCUGUGCAGGCCAUUCCAAGUGACAGUACACCACAUUUAUAACAGCUUCAAACAGGCUGUCAGUAGAGCCCUUUUAAAACAGUGAAAUUGGUCUUUAAAAAAAAAAAAAAAACAAUCAAGUUAUAACUAUGUUUAUUAACAGAAUGUUUUGCUUACUAUAGUGAAGGUUGUUUUUGUCCUGGAAUACAGUUGACCCAUCCUGAUUAGAAAUACUAAAACUGACUGUACUUUUGUAUUUAUUGAAUUUUCUCUCUGGUAGGAUGUCAGGGCUCUUACACCCAAGAAGGAAAAAAAAAGGACUCAAAGUCAAGCCCUGCAAUGGAAUAGUUCUGCUAGUGCUUGGAGCCCCAAUGUUUCUCUUUAUCCCCUUGUUUUUUUAAUUGAUGAAGGGAUGUUGAAAUCCUUCUUAAGAAGAACCUCAGGAAACGGAGCAGUUUAAUUUGUGUGUAGCAGAAAGUCUAGUGCGAGCCAUUCCAACAAAGACAUUCACGAGACGUUACUAAAGCAGCAAAGUUCAGGAAGGUCUGGGCUUCAAUUUCCUGCUCUGAUUGAAGUGUCACUGAAACUCGUCACGUCUGACAAGUUGAUGAGCAAAUUUCAACAAAAACAUUAAGAAAAAACAUUGUAAAAUGACCUUUGUUAAGCUGUUUAAAUGAACAGGAUACAUAUUGACAGGAAGAAGGGGAAGGUAGGAGGAGGAGAGCUGCGCAUUGUCUGGAUCAAGAGCAGGUUUCUGUGUUCAGCCUUCUGAUGUUUUAAUUGUUGUUUCUGGGAUUCACAAAUGGGUCUUUGUGUCUUUAACUUUUUAAAAUCCUGAGUUUUCCUUAAAGCCCCAGACUGAGCUCCUAAAAGCAUCAAUUAGCUUUCAGAGCUCAUCUUGUAGCUUCACUGGGGAUCUCAAUGUUACUGUUGGUCCAUUACCACUGUUUAGUUUGCUGUUGUCUUGUUUCCUGUGAUGUAUCUAACAUCAUUGGGCCAUCAACCAUCUUGUCAAAACUUUAUGUUACAAUUAGUUACCAACAAAAAAUAAACAGGCAUGGUUUUAAAGAGA